Orycteropus afer afer is the source of this 2040-nucleotide messenger RNA. NCBI's taxonomy places the organism in Eukaryota, Metazoa, Chordata, Mammalia, Tubulidentata, Orycteropodidae. The record is from RefSeq and is a predicted model, not a curated record.
AUGGUAGUGUGCCUGCCAGGAUCUGCAAAUGUGAGAGAAUUUUGGAAUGGGGCCUCUAGACAGCUGUUUGACUCAGUGCUCAUAGAGGAUGUGGCCAUAGUCUUCAGCCAGGAAGAGUGGGCUUUGCUGGAUUUUGCUCAGAGGAAACUCUACAGAGAUGUGAUGAUGGAAAUCUUCAGAAACUUGGCAUCAGUAGUCUCUGGAAAUCUUAAUGAUGGAGAAAAGUUACGCUAUGAACAUAUAAUGGUGCGAUUCGUGAAGAAUAAAAUGUGGUCCUCCAUGUUAAGAGAAAUCCCUGAAUCUUAUGGCAAUGAAGAUCACCAUAAAAACCAGAAGAGACAUUUGAGAAGUCAUACAUUAGAGAACCUCUGUACAAGCAAUGAAGGCAAUCAAUAUGGGAAAAACUUCAGCCACAUUUCAGAUCUUACUGUGCUGAAAAGAAAUCCUUCAGAAGUAUGUCCCUUUCAAUGCUGUGUGUGUGGGAAAGCUUUCAUGGAUGACUCAUUACAUAACCAUCACUCCACAUCUCAUACUGGAUGCAGUCCCUAUCAGUGUAAGAUAUGUGGAGAAACCUGCACUUGCCCCUGUGAUCUAACCACUCCUCUGAGAAGUCUUCAUGGAAAGAAACCUUAUAAAUGUAAGGACUGUGGGAAGGACUUCAUUUGUAUCUCAAAGUUUAAGAAUUCUGUGACAGCACUCACUGGUGAGAAAUGCUAUGAAUGUAAUAAAUGUGGGGAAGAUUACUGUAGUUUCUCAUCCUUUUGGAUGUAUAUGAGAAAUCAUAAACCUAAAUGUAAAGAAUGUUGUGAAACCUAUAGUCAUCCUUCAUCCCUUAUUUUAUGUAAAAAUAACAGAGAUAAACCUUAUGAAUGUAGCGAAUGUGGGAAAGCCUUUCGGUGUUCCUCACACCUCACUAAGCAUAUGAAAACUCACAGUGGAGAGAGGCCUUAUGAAUGUAAGGAGUGUGGUAAAGCCUUUAUGUGUUCUUCACACCUCCUUGAACAUAUAAGAACUCACAGUGGAGAGAAGCCUUAUGAAUGUAAGGAAUGUGGGAAAGCCUUUAGGUGUUCCUCACACCUCACUAAACAUAUAAAAACUCACAGUGGAGAGAAGCCUUAUGAAUGUCAGCAAUGUGGUAAAGCCUUUAUGUGUUCUUCACAACUCAUUGAACAUUUAAGAACUCACAGUGGAGAGAAGCCUUAUCAAUGUAGGGAAUGUGGGAAAACCUUUAGCCAGUCAUCAAACCUCACUACUCAUAUAAGAACUCACAGUGGAGAGAGGCCUUUUAAAUGUAAGGAAUGUGGGAAAGCCUUCAGGUGUUCCUCACAUCUCUCUAAACAUAUAAAAACUCACAGUGGAGAGAGGCCUUACCAGUGUAAGGAAUGUGGUAAAGCCUUUUGUGAGGCCUCCGCUCUCACUCAACAUAUAAGAAGUCACAGUGGAGAGAAGCCUUAUGAAUGUAAGGAAUGUGGGAAAGCUUUUAGUCAAUCAUCAAACCUUACUACACAUAUAAGAAGUCACAGUGGAGAGAGGCCUUAUAAAUGUAAGGAAUGUGGGAAAGCCUUUAGUCAACCAUCAAACCUCACUACACAUAUAAGAACUCACAGUGGAGAAAGGCCUUUUGAAUGUAAGGAAUGUGGGAAAGCCUUUAGGUGUUCCUCACAUCUCACUGAACAUAUUAGAACUCACAGUGGAGAGAAGCCUUAUGAAUGUAUGGGAUGUGGGAAAGCCUUUAGGUCUUUCUCAGCCCUCACUGCACACAUUAGAACUCACACUGGAGAGAGGCCCUAUGAAUGUAAGCAAUGUGGAAAAGCCUUUAGUCGGGCCUCAUCUCUCACUAAACAUAUGAAAACUCACAGUGGAGUUAAACCUUAUGACUGUAAUCAAUGUGGGAAGGCCUUUAGUUAUUUUUCAGCCCUCACUACACAUAUGCGAACUCAUGGAGAGAGACCAUAUGUACGUAAAGAAUGUGGGAAAGCAUUUAGUCAGUCAUCAGACUUCACUAUUCAUGUAAGAACUUACAGUGCAGAGACUUUAUGA